This is a messenger RNA of Globicephala melas (long-finned pilot whale), 3107 nucleotides long. RefSeq names its product spermatogenesis associated serine rich 2 (gene SPATS2). NCBI's taxonomy places the organism in Eukaryota, Metazoa, Chordata, Mammalia, Artiodactyla, Delphinidae. Gene Ontology annotation, cellular component: cytoplasm. The record is from RefSeq and is a predicted model, not a curated record. Gene Ontology annotation, molecular function: protein binding.
CAGGGCGGGGCGAAGAGCUCGAGCUCCGGCGAGGUCGGUGUGGAUCGGCUGGCCCUCCGGGCCUGAGCCGUGGCUGCGAUUCCCAGCCCGCCGCCCGGCAGAGGAGGGAAGAGAGGAAAGGGGUGGUUGGGGCGGGGCGGCGUCCGGCUCCGGGAGAGCUGGGGGAGGAGCGCGGCGGCUACGGCGGCGGCUCUAGAAGAGGAGGAGGAGGCGGCGGAGGAGCUCCUUUCCUCUUCUCAGACCCGGGAGCGUCCCGGACGCAGAGCCGGAACUGGGGGACACGGCGACUGCGGGGGCCUGGGAAUCUCCCUGGAAAAAGAGACAUGAACGUCUGCAAUGACAUUUCCUGACAAGAAGUUGAUACGAGAGAAGAAAAGGAGAUCGACAGCUAGUGAACAGAAUUUUGAAUAACCAGGAUUUUUAUAUUUAUCACCUCCAACUACAGCCUUCUGUUGCCUGUUUUUAAACCAGAGAUCACUACAAUCAGAACCAAGACAAGGCAAAAGGAUACUUUUCUUCUGUAUUUUUUGAGACUAAAAAAAACUGAAAUGUCUAGGAAACAAAACCAGAAGGAUUCAUCAGGAUUCAUUUUUGAUUUGCAGUCCAAUACUGUACUGGCCCAGGGAGGAGUUUUUGAGAACAUGAAAGAGAAGAUAAAUGCAGUACGUGCAAUAGUUCCCAAUAAGAGUAACAAUGAAAUUAUCCUGGUUUUGCAGCACUUUGAUAAUUGUGUGGACAAAACAGUGCAAGCAUUCAUGGAAGGUAGUGCCAGUGAAGUACUCAAAGAAUGGACAGUAACAGGCAAGAAAAAGAACAAAAAGAAGAAAAGCAAACCAAAACCUGCAGCAGAACCAAGUAACAGUAUCCCAGAUUCCAAUAAACUGGUUUCCAUUCAAGAGGAACAGUCUGCGCCUUCCUCAGAGAAAGGUGGUAUUAAUGGUUACCAUGUCAACGGUGCCAUCAAUGAUACUGAAUCUGUGGACUCACUCAGUGAAGGUAUGGAGGCACUUUCAAUAGAUGCCAGAGAAUUGGAGGAUCCUGAGUCUGCCACACAAGAUAUGCUGGAUAGAACAGGAUCCAUGCUGGAGAAUGGUGUCUCUGAUUUUGAGUCCAGGCCUUUGACUGUGCACUCUGCUCAGAAUUCUCAACAGAAUAGAAAUGCUGCCAAAUCUCUCUCAAGACCUGCCAUAGGACCUCAGCUUUCAAAUCUAGGAAUGGAAGGUGUUCCACUCUCUUCCACCAACAAAAAGCUAGGUUCUAAUAUUGAAAAAUCUGUGAAAGACCUCCAGCGCUGCACAGUGUCUCUUGCACGAUAUCGAGUUGUAGUUAAAGAAGAGAUGGAUGCUUCCAUUAAGAAAAUGAAACAAGCUUUUGCUGAAUUGCAGAGCUGUUUAAUGGAUCGAGAAGUGGCAUUGCUUGCUGAAAUGGACAAAGUGAAAGCUGAAGCAAUGGAAAUUUUGCUCAGCCGUCAGAAGAAAGCCGAACUUCUAAAGAAGAUGACUGAUGUGGCUGUUCGGAUGUCAGAGGAGCAGCUGGUUGAGCUCAGAGCUGAUAUCAAGCACUUUGUUAGUGAACGUAAAUAUGACGAGGAUCUGGGACGAGUGGCCCGAUUCACCUGUGAUGUAGAGACCCUAAAGAAGAACAUAGAUUCAUUUGGACAAGUGUCCCAUCCAAAGAACAGCUAUUCAACCAGAUCUCGAUGUAGCUCGGUGACAUCCGUGUCUUUGAGUAGCCCGUGUGAUGCCUCUGCUGCUUCCUCUUCCACCUGUGCCUCUGCUCCCAGCCAUACAAGUGCUAACAAGAAAAACUCGGCACCGGGGGAGACUCUUGCAACCACAGCAAACUCCAGUGGCCGGCCCUACCAGCCUCAUCGAGAGGUAUUGCCGGGGAACAGACGCGGAGGACAAGGCUACAGGCCACAAGGCCCAAAGUCCAAUGACCCCACGAACCAAGGACGACAUGACAGUGGGGGUCGUUACAGAAACAGCUCGUGGUAUUCAUCUGGUUCCAGGUACCAGAGCGCUCCAUCCCAGGCGCCAGGAAACACUAGUGAACGGGGCCAGACUCACUCUGCAGGGACCAAUGGAAUUGGAGCCAGCAUGGAGCCCGGCCCACCCAAGCCCUCAUUCAAAAAGGGGCUCCCCCAGCGCAAACCCAGGACCUCUCAGCCUGAAGCCGUGAACUCUUGAGGGAGAUUCCAGCUGGCCUGUCUCUUCUAUCCCACACAAUUCAACUUGGUAACUGGACUUUCGGAAACUUGUAGUUAGACUUAAUGACAGAAAGAAGUUUGCGCCUUCACUUUUGAUGCCAUUCUAAAUAUUUUGGUUCUUCUCUCCUCAUUUCCGCUUUACCAUUUUUUUUUUGGAAGGGAAGCUGUUUUUUCCCUUGACCUUUCCCAGUGAUAUGGAUUGAUUCUGACUGUUCAUUUCCCCCAGGAGUCACCGGCACCUGUUGCCAGGUUUCCCAAGGGUACGCAGUGUUCUUCCCAGUACCGCAGGCCUUUCAGGGGCCUGAAGAGGCCUUCCUCAGCAACCCCUACUGUCCAGGCUUUCAGGAGGAGAUGGGUCAGGCAGCUGGUCUUGCUGCCUUUCCAGUCUAAGCAGAAGCCACGCUUGCCAGUCAGGUUCCCUGUAAACAACAGCGUGACCAAGGGAGGCAAUGAGGGGGUUGUGUACUGUCCUGGGUUAGCCAGAGAAGGGGAAACUGAACGGGUGAAAAGGAAAGAACACUAGGAAACAUUUGAGAAUCUGCCUGUGCUCCCAGAACGUGCCUGAGAUUGACACUCAGAUCGGGGUUUCAGCCUCUUGCUUGGCACCAUAGCUUAGCCUGCAGUUUCUUCCAAAUGCCCCAGCCUUGUUUCCUAUUACCUUAGACUGCAAACCAGUCUAGGGAAGUCUAUGGGAAAGUAGCAUUUAAUUAAAGGAAAAAAAAGUCUUUCUUCGUUCAGUGUUUGAAGAUUUUUGUUGUUGUUCUCCCUCUUUCCUGAUUCCUAUUCUGACCCUGAACCAAAUUUAUAGCAAUAUAAUUUGUGUUAAUCUAAGGUGUUAACCAUCAAAAAAUUGCCUCUGUCAAUCUUUAGAGUUGAAUAAAUAAAAACAACUGCAUAA